Limanda limanda (common dab) is the source of this 1446-nucleotide messenger RNA. RefSeq names its product gap junction protein, alpha 3 (gene gja3). The transcript has a single exon. Gene Ontology annotation, cellular component: connexin complex. Gene Ontology annotation, biological process: cell communication. Bases 1 to 1446 code for a protein of 481 amino acids. The record is from RefSeq and is a predicted model, not a curated record. Lineage: Eukaryota; Metazoa; Chordata; Actinopteri; Pleuronectiformes; Pleuronectidae.
AUGGGCGACUGGAGCUUUCUGGGGCGGCUGUUGGAGAACGCUCAGGAGCACUCGACGGUUAUCGGCAAAGUCUGGCUGACUGUCCUCUUCAUCUUCAGGAUCCUGGUGCUGGGGGCGGCGGCCGAGGAGGUCUGGGGCGACGAGCAGUCCGACUUCACCUGCAACACCCAGCAGCCCGGUUGCGAGAACGUCUGUUACGACGAGGCCUUCCCAAUCUCGCACAUCCGCUUCUGGGUUCUGCAGAUCAUCUUCGUGUCGACGCCGACCCUCAUCUACCUGGGCCACGUGCUGCACAUAGUCCGCAUGGAGGAGAAGCGGAAAGAGAAGGAGGAGGAGAUGCGCAAAGCCACCAGGUUCCAAGAGGAGAAAGAACUCCUUUAUAGAAACGGUGGAGAUGCUCGAGGAGGAAGAGGCGGCGGCAAGAAGGAAAAGCCGCCCAUCAGGGAUGAACACGGCAAAAUCCGCAUCAGAGGCGCUCUGCUGCGUACUUAUGUUUUCAACAUUAUUUUCAAGACCCUGUUUGAAGUGGGAUUCCUUUUGGGCCAGUAUUUCCUCUACGGCUUCCAGCUGAGGCCCCUGUACAAGUGUGCCCGUUGGCCCUGCCCCAACACCGUGGACUGCUUCAUCUCCAGGCCCACUGAAAAGACUAUUUUCAUUAUAUUUAUGCUUGUGGUGGCUUGCGUGUCUCUUUUGCUGAAUUUGUUAGAGAUCUAUCACCUCGGAUGGAAGAAAGUAAAACAGGGCAUGACCAACGAGUUUGCCCCUGACCGCGGGUUGCCUCGCUGCGUCAACAUAGCGGAGCCUGAGUGUUUGGCCUCGGGCUCCAGAACUGCCCCAUCCAGCCACAGCUACCCCCCCAACUACACAGAUGUGACGGCGGGCAGCGGGGCGUUCCUGCCGCCCAUCGGGCCGGCCGCCGUGCCCACGGCAGCAGAGUUCAAGAUGGACGACCUCCAGCAAAAGGAGAACCUCCGCCAGCCCUCGCCAUCCUCCCAUUACUACAUCAGCAACAACAACAACCACAGGCUGGCCACGCAGCAGAACUGGGCCAAUCUGGCCACUGAGCAGCAGACUCGGGAGAUGAAGGCCACCUCCCCUUCCCCUUCCCCUUCCCCCUCUUCCUCCACCAGCUCCGACAACGAGCAGCAGCAGCAGCAGCCGCCCGUCGAUGCUGCGCUCCUCCUUCCCACCAGCAACACCACCAGUAACACCAACAUCACCAACACGACCGCCGCCGCCGCCUCAAGCAGCAGCAGCAGCCCGGGCGCCACCUCUACCGCGGGCAGCUGGGGCGGGGGGAAGAGCGAGCAGGAGGAAGGCCACGUCACCACCACCACGGUGGAGAUGCACGAGCCUCCGGCGACGGUCGGUACAGACCCGCGGCGGCUCAGCCGGGCCAGCAGGUGCAGCAGCAUCAGGGCCAGGCCGAGCGACCUGUCUGUUUGA